Molecule: messenger RNA, 1608 nt
Organism: Ylistrum balloti
Lineage: Eukaryota; Metazoa; Mollusca; Bivalvia; Pectinida; Pectinidae
Product: cytoplasmic dynein 2 light intermediate chain 1-like
Exons: 16
Coding region: 68-1141 (357 amino acids)
Biological process (GO): intraciliary retrograde transport; intraciliary transport involved in cilium assembly
Cellular component (GO): cytoplasmic dynein complex; ciliary basal body; axoneme
Molecular function (GO): dynein heavy chain binding
Source: RefSeq, a predicted model, not a curated record
CUGAGGCAGCCUAGAAACUGGAUAAACUGAACGUCAAAUAACUGUGAUUAAGAAACACUGAUAUAAAAUGUCAAGAGGAUAUGAUACAGGUAAUCUGCUGUGGGACCUUGCCAUAACACAAGCUAAUGAUAAAACGAACGAAAACACUGUCAGUGAUGACUCUGCUGUUUUUGUGAUUGGAGGGAAAGGAGCGGGGAAAACAUCUAUCAUUCUACGAUUCCUAGACAGAGAUGAGGCGUCCAAACCUACCGUGGCCUUAGAAUAUACAUUUGGUCGUAAAGCCAAGGGACAUAAUAUAGCUAAAGAUGUUGGUCACAUAUGGGAGUUGGGUGGUGGAACAUGGCUGACCAAACUCAUGGAUGUUCCUCUUAAUCCUGACACCAUCACACACACUGCCCUAGCUAUAGUGGUCGACCUGUCCAAGCCUAACGAGAUCUGGUUCACACUGGAGUCGUUACUAGCAGCUGCUAAAUCUAGGAUAGAGACCAUCAUAGCAGAGAUGAAAUCAGAAGUCCCCAACAUCAAAGAACAGUUGAAGAAGGCAGCUUGGAAACGAGUAGGAGAGGAUCAUAUGGACAGUACAAUGAUGGACCCGUUUUUAAUACCACUCAUCAUUAUAGGUGGUAAAUAUGAUAUUUUCCAGGAUUUUGACUCUGAAAAACGAAAAGUGAUUUGUAAAACCCUAAGAUUUGUAGCUCACAUCCACGGAGCAUCAUUACAGUUUUUCAGUAUCAAGCAAGAACAACAGGUGAACAAGAUGAGAGCACUGAUAAGUCAUCACCUGUUUGAAACAUCAUUAAGUAAGACGUUACAGACAGAACACAACAAACCUAUACAGGUGGCAGCAGGGCAUGAUUCUCUACAACAGAUAGGUACUCCUCCUUUGUCUGACAAAGAUGUUGGUAGAAUCAAUGCAAAGAACCCAAUGCAGCUCUGGAAGCACGCCUACACUGCCAAGUUUCCACAGGAGGACAUAACAAAUCCUGCAAUGGUGGACGACCCAGCUAAGGAUCCUCAGUACAAGGAAGCAGCUAUUGACUCUCUGAGGGCUCAGAAAGACGAGGAGUUGGAGCGCUACCGACGAAUGUCAGAGAGAAAAGCAAAGAGUGCAAAAAAAUACGCUGACAAAUUUUCAUCAUAGAUUUACUAGGUGUUUUAUGAGGAUGACUACCUGUAUGAAAGUGCUGGACAUUACAGGGACUUGACGUGGUUUUGAACAAUGACAACAACUGCUCCAGGUCAAUUUAAUUUAGGAAAGUGGAUGGGAGGGCAUGCAAUCCAGAGACACAGUCUACAGUGGGACUGAGCAAAGUUAACUCAUUUGAGGUGUAAUUGAAGCUGACGACAAGAUAUGUCUUAUUUCACACCUGUAGUAGCUAUAUAGAGUGAGAGAAUUGUUAGUGGAUACACAGAAGUUUGAAAGCAAUACAAUUUGUGGAUUAUAUAUCAGAGUUAUGCCAGCUAUAUGUAUGCUUCAUCAGGUCUUGCUAGAACUUACUAAUACAUGUGAUCUGUAACAUGACUAUACAUAAACAUGGAUAAAAGAUCAAUGUAUACAGAUACUCAAAAAUGUUAGAAUCUGAUAUCAGAAUAUUUUGUUACAUUUAU